Colletotrichum destructivum is the source of this 8241-nucleotide messenger RNA. RefSeq names its product Putative Acyl transferase domain superfamily, quinone oxidoreductase/zeta-crystallin, thiolase. NCBI's taxonomy places the organism in Eukaryota, Fungi, Ascomycota, Sordariomycetes, Glomerellales, Glomerellaceae. Gene Ontology annotation, biological process: fatty acid biosynthetic process; secondary metabolite biosynthetic process. The record is from RefSeq and is a predicted model, not a curated record. Bases 1 to 8241 code for a protein of 2746 amino acids. The transcript is spliced from 3 exons. Gene Ontology annotation, molecular function: oxidoreductase activity; 3-oxoacyl-[acyl-carrier-protein] synthase activity; fatty acid synthase activity.
AUGGGGUCUACCAUUCCCGGCCUCGACGAAGACAUCGCCAUCAUCGGCAUGGCCUGCCGCUUCCCCGGCGACGCCACGAGCCCUUCGAGGCUGUGGGAGCUGCUGAUGGACGGCAGGUCGGCCUGGUCCGAGAUCCCGGCGUCGAGAUGGAACUGGGAGGCGCACUACCACCCGUCGCAGGAGCGCGCGGGGAGCAACACCGUCAGGGGCGGGCACUUUUUGCGCGACGGCGAGCAGAACGGCAAGCAGUUCGACGCGGCCUUCUUCAACAUCACCCGCAAAGAGACGGAAACGAUGGAUCUUCAGCAGCGGAUAGUCCUGGAAAAUGUCUACGAAGCAAUGGAGAGCGCCGGCCUCCGGCUCGAGGACGUCAAGGGCAGCAAAACCAGCGUGUUCGCGGGCGUCUUCACCGACGACGUCCGUUCCAUCUUGCAAGAGGACCCGGACCUAUCCGUCAGGUAUAAGCCCAUCGGCACCAGCGCCGCCAUCCUCGCGGCCCGGGUAAGCUGGUUCUACGACCUGAGAGGCAGCAGCUUCACCUUGGACACGGCGUGCUCGAGCAGCAUCGUGGCGUUGCACACGGGAGCCCAGGACCUGCGCGCCGGGCUCAGCGAUAUGUCCAUCAUCACCGGGGUCAAUAUAAUCGAGUCCCCCGAGUUCAUGUUCCGCGCCAGCGGCCUCGGCAUGGUGUCGCCCGACGGCAAGUGCUUCUCGCUCGACGCGCGCGCCAACGGCUACGGCCGCGGCGAGGGGGUGGGCACGCUGAUUCUCAAACCCGUGCGGGCGGCCAUCCGCGACGGCAACGUGAUCCGCGCCGUGGUGCGCGGCACAGGCGUCAACUCGGACGGCCGCGGCACGGGCGGCAUCACGCUGCCUAACAAGGAGGCCCAGGUACGCCUCAUACGGGACGUGUACGCGCGCAACAACCUCGACCCGGACCACACCGGCUUCCUCGAGGGCCACUUCACGGGCACGCCGGCCGGCGACCCGAUCGAGGCGAGCGCCAUCGCGGCUGUGUUCCAGCGUGGCGAACCGCCGAGAGGGGCGGCAGCGGCGGCGGCGGCCGCCGACAGGCCGCCGCUGUACGUGGGCGCGGUCAAGGCCAAUAUUGGCCACGUCGAGGCGGCGUCCGGCAUGGCCCAGGUGAUCAAGACGGUCUUGGUGCUGGAAAACGGCAUCAUACCGCCCAACACCAACUUUGAAAAGAUCAACCCCAGGAUACCCAUUGACAGAUGGGGCCUCAAGCUGCCUCUGGUCCCGACACCGUUUGAGGCAGGGCCCUCGGGUGUCCGGCGCGCGAGCAUCAACAGCUUCGGGUUUGGCGGCACCAACGCCCACGUCGUGCUGGAUGACGCGAAAAGCUAUCUGGACAGGUUGGGUCUGGGUGGUGAGAGGGGCAGCCUCUUACACGCAACAAAGCCGGGCACAGGGGCACCACUCGCAAGCUCCCCCGGAGAGGACAAGAGCUCGCAGCAGCAGCAGCAGCAGGCCGUGGCAGGCCACAAGAUCUUCUUCUUCUCGGCCAACGAUCAAGACGGCAUCUCGCGGGUCCUCGCCAGCCUCGCAGAGCACCUGCAGAAGAAGCAACAGCAGCAGCAGACUGGCGAGAACGGAUCAACCUCCCAAACAGACAUGGACGACGCAUACCUCUCCAGCCUCGCCAUGACGCUUUCGGAACGGCGCUCACGCCUAGCCUGGCGCCUCGCCAUCACCGCCGACUCGGCCACGUCUCUCGUUGCCGCGCUCGCCGAUCCCACCACCAUCACGGCCGGCGCCGUCCGGCCCGGCAAGGCCUCGACGCCCGCCGCGGCCUUCAUCUUCACUGGCCAAGGCGCGCAGUGGUUCGCCAUGGGCCGCGAGCUGCUCGUCUUCGACGUCUUCCGCGCGAGCGUCGCCGAGGCCGACAGGUUCAUCGCCGGCACGCUCGGCAGCGGGUUCAGCGUGCUGGAGGAGCUCGCGCAGCGCAGCGCCGAGACCAGCAGGAUCGACCAGCCGCUGUACUCGCAGACGCUGUGCACCGUGCUGCAAGUCGCCCUCGUGGACCUGCUGGCCAGCUGGAACCUGGCGCCCAGGCGCGUGGUCGGGCACUCGAGCGGCGAGAUCGGGGCGGCGUACGCGGCGGGCGCGCUGGAUCGCGAGUCGGCCUGGAAGGUCGCGUACUACCGCGGCGUCGUCAGCGCGAAGCCCGCGGCCGACAACGCGCGCGGCGCCAUGAUGGCCAUCGGAUGCACCGCCGACGAGGCAGGCCCGCUCAUCGCCCGGGUUCACGAGGAGCUCGGCGCCGACGGGGAGCUCGUCAUCGCCUGCUACAACUCGCCCCGCAGCCUCACCAUCUCGGGAGACGAGACCAAGGUGGACGCGCUGAUGAAGGUGGCGAGCGGCAAGGGGCUCUUCGCGAGGAAGCUGCGCGUAGCCAAGGCGUACCACUCGCGCCACAUGAUUCCCGUAUCCGACGAAUACCGGUCGCUGAUGGGCACGCUCCGAGCUGGUGCCGCCACUGCUGCUAGUGCUGCUACUGCUACUACUGCUGCCGCGGUCAAGGUCAAGCAGCCGCCGUCGUCCGACGAUGUGCAGGUCGUGUCUUCGGUCACGGGCGGUCUGAUCGCCGCGAGCGACAUGACCAACGCCGAAUACUGGGUGCGGAACCUCGUGUCGCCGGUGCGGUUCUCGCAGGCGCUCGUGGCCCUGUGCACCUCCAACGUCGCCAAGAGGCAGCUCAAGGUCGGCGGCGGCGCCGAGCUGCCCGUGUCGCACCUCGUCGAGAUCGGCCCGCACGGCGCGCUGCAGGCGGCGGCGCGCGACGCCGUGCUCAGUGACCCGAACCACAAGGCCCUGCGCUACAUCUCCGUCCUGACUCGAGGGAAACACGCGUGUGCCACUGCGCUGAACGCAGUCGGCGCGCUGGCUGCGGCGGGCCUGCCGGUCGACCUGGCCAAGGUCAACAGGUACAACAACAACAACAACAACAACAACAGCAACAGCAACAGCAACAAGGCCAUGCUGGUCGAUCUGCCGCCGUACCCCUUCCAUCACGCAAAGGAGACGUAUUCCUGGCUGGAAUCCCGCACCAGCCGCGCGUGGCGGUUCCGCAAACACGCCCGGCACGACGUCCUCGGCGCCCCCGUCCGCGACUGGGACCCGGACGCCCCGAGGUGGCGCAACCACCUCCGCGUGUCCGAGGUGCCGUGGCUCCGCGACCACAAGGUCACGGACAGCAUCGUCGUCGCCGGCGUGACGUACCUCGUCAUGGCCAUCGAGGCCGUGCGCCAGCUGUACGGCGACAGGGGCGAGGCGCCGCUCGGCUUCAACCUGCGCGACGUGAGCAUCUCGCGCGCGCUACAGGUCAGCGAGGACGAGCACACCGAGACCAUGUUCUCCAUGAAGCGCGUCGCCGAGUCGCGCCAGUCGGACAGCAGCCUGUGGUGGGAGUGGAAGGUCACGUCCUUCAGCGCCCACGACGACACCUGGCUGGAGCACAGCCGCGGGCAGAUCGCCGCCGAGACCGAGGCCUCGACCGCCACGGGCGUCGUGGACGACGGCCGCGAGGAGAGGGCGCAGCGCCGCCACUACAGCGAGCUGCUGUCCACCGUGACGCGGGCCUGCGCCGCGCCGCAGACGGAGCUUCUCCCGAGCAAGUACGCCGAGCUCGAGCGCAUCGGCCUCGGGUUCGGGCCCCUGUUCCGCAACAUCGUCAGCAUGUACGGGUACUCCAGCUCCAAGAGCGACAGCGACAGCGGCAGCGGCAGCGGCACCAGCAGCGUCCACAAGACGGGCGGCGGCCAGUCGCUUGCCACGAUCCGCAUCCCAGACAUGGCCACGGCCAUGCCGGCGCACGCGCUCGCCCCCUCGGUGAUCCACCCGCCCGUCUUCGACAGCAUCUUGCAGUGCUUCAUCUUCGCCUUGCAGGCCUCGGCCGAGCGACUGACGGAGCCCAUGGUGCCUGUCGCCAUGCGCAGCGUGUGGGUCAGCGCCGCCAUCGAGGCCCAGCCCGGUGCCGAGCUCACGGUGCACGCCGCCGCCGGCCGCGUCGGCCACAAGAGGGCCGAGGCAGACAUCACGGCCUGGAGCACCGACCGGGGGGCCGAGAGACCCGUGAGAGUCGUCAUGCGCGGCAUCGAGGCCGUGCCUUUGCAGCAUAGCGCGGCGGCGGCGGCGGCGGCGGCCGGCAGCGGGCGCGAAAUCUGUUUCACUCUGGACUGGAAGCCGGACGUGGACAUCCUCGAGGCAAACGGCGAGGCCGAGGCCUGCAUACGCCGCGCCCUGCAGCCGCUGGAGACGCCAGCGCUCGAGGAGAGCGCCGCCGAACAGCUCCGAGACGUCCAGUUGGCGUGCGUCAUCUGCAUCACCGAGGCCGUCAAGGAGCUCGAGGCGCGGCCGCUCGCAGACGAAGAGGCGUUGCCCGACCACCUCAAGAAAUACCUCGGCUGGCUGCGCCUGAUCGCCGACGAGUACGAAAACAACAACGUGCUCCGCCAGGACGCCUCGUGGCCGGCCAUCGUGGAAGACGCCGCGGCACGCGACAGGUUCCUCGCCGAGUACGAGGCGUCGGGCCACCCCGAGGCCGUCAUGAUUUGUCGGAUGGGGCGCAAUAUCGCGCCCAUCCUCCGCGGCGACGUCGACGGACUGCACCUGCUAUUCGGCAUGGACGACAUGCUCGAGCGCGUGUACCGCGUCGCCAUUGGGACCCAGAAGAUCCACGCCCUGAUGGGCGAGUAUGCCAGGACGUUGAGCCACAAGCGCGGCGCUGACCUCAGGGUGCUGGAAAUCGGUGCCGGGACCGGCGGCACGACGACCAGCAUCCUCGAGGCCGUUUGCCCGACGGGCACCCGCGUCAUCGGAGACUCGCGGCUGCUCAAGUACACGUACACGGACAUCAGCCCGAGCUUUUUCGACACGGCGGCAACCAAGUUGGGCAAGUGGAAGGCCGGCGGCGUCAUCGAAUUCAAGACGUUGGAUAUCGACAGAGAUGUCGAGGAGCAGGGCUUCGACCUGGCCUCGUACGACCUGGUCAUCGCCGCCAACUGUCUCCACGCGACCUCGGACAUCACCAAGACCAUGGCCCGCGUCAACAGUCUGUUGAAACCCAGCGGCAAACUCUUCCUCCAGGAAACUACCGAGCAACGGUGCCUCGAGUCUCCUCUGGUGUUCGGCAUGCUUGCAGGCUGGUGGGCUGCCAAGGAGGACUUCCGCCCCUGGGGUCCGCUGCUGGAUGGCAAAGGGUGGCAGCGAGUGCUGCGCGAUGCCGGCUUUUCCGACACUGUGCUGGAGCUCAAGGACUCGCCGAGAGAGGAGCAACACGUGCAGAGCAUGGUUGUAGCGACGCGGCCAGCGGAGGGGGAAGAAGAAGAACAACGAGAAGAAGAAGCCACCAGCAACAAGCAGCAGCAGCAGCAGCAGCAGCAGAAGCAGCUCGACGAGGACGAUGUUAUCCACCGGGUGUUUGUCAUUGCGCAUACAACGCCCGAGGACGUCGCCCUGGCUACGUCUGUGGCUUCUGCCGUGUCCGAGGUGACCAAGCUCGGCGUGAGCGUCGUUCGGUUCGCCGACCUGGCCCAGCACAAACUGACAAACACAUGCUGCAUCGUGACGAUGGAGACCACCGCGCCCUUCCUCUCGUCGUCCUUCAGCGAGGCCGAGUUCUCGCUGUUGCGCCACGUGCUGACCACGGCCGGAGGGCUUCUUUGGCUCACGCUCGAUCCGCACGAGAAUCCGCACAUGGCGUUGAUACCAGGCCUGCUUCGUACCGUCCGCUGGGAGAGAGACCUCGACGGCUCGGACCUGUUGCUUCUGCACCUGCCCUCGUCUGCCGAGGCCUCGCUCGUUGCCUCCAGCGUCGUUAAGGUCUUCAAGCAUCAUUUCGCCGGACCCUUCCUGUCGCCGGAUCGCCAUGCCGACUACCUCGUCAGCCCGGACCAUGGCGGGCCAGGCUUCAUCCAGACGGCCCGAAUCGUCGCCGCUCCCCCCGUCAACGACUUCAUCGCACGGAGGACGACCGUGCUCCAGCCUCAGCUGCAGGCGUUCGGUGCCGACCCGGGCCGCAGCCUGAAGCUCCACACCUCCGGGCCGGGGAAUCUGGACAAGCUGCACUUCGUCGACUGGCCGGGCGCAGAGCAGCCCCUCGGGGCCAACGAGGUCCAGGUAGACAUCAAGUCGGCGGGCCUGAACUUCCGCGACGUCAUGGUGGCCAUGGGCGAGCUGGCCAACAACAUUCUCGGCUACGAGGGCGCCGGCGUCGUCACGCACGUCGGCGCCGAGGUGACGGAUGUCAAGGUCGGCGACCGCGUCAUCGCCGUCUGGAAUGGCGCCAACAACUGCCUCCAGACCCGUAUGAGGGUGCCCCGGGACCUCCUGGCCAGGAUCCCCGACAGCAUGUCGUUCGAGGAGGCCGCCAGCAUCCCCGUCGUCUUCGUGACGGCCUACUUUUGUCUGUACGAGGUGGCGCGUCUCAAGGCCGGCGAGACCAUCCUCGUCCACGCCGCGGCGGGCGGCACAGGCCAGGCCGUGAUCCAGCUGGCCAAGCAUCUGGGCGCCGAGGUCUACGCAACGGUUUCCUCGCGCGAGAAGAGGACGCUGCUGAUGGACGAGUACGGCCUUGCCGAGGAUCACAUCUUCAGCAGUCGCGACUUGUCCUUUGCAGACGGCGUUAUGCGAAUGACCGAUGGCAAGGGCGUCGAUGUGAUUGUCAACUCUCUCUCGGGCGAGGCACUGCGUGCCUCCUUCGGCUGCAUCGCCAUGUUCGGGCGGUUUGUCGAAAUAGGGAAACGCGACAUCAUGGCCAACAGCAAAAUCGGCCUGCUCCCCUUCAGCCGAUGCGCCACCUUCACGGCCGUCGACCUCGCCCAGAUAACGACCCUGGCGCGCCCGCUGGCCUCGCGCAUCAUGCGCUCCGUCGUCGACCUGCACGCCGCUGGCACGCUCCACGCCUGCAGGCCGCUCAACGUGCACACCUUUGGCGAGAUGGAAGACGCCUUCCGCAUCCUGCAGCAGGGCAAGCACACGGGCAAGGUCGUCCUCACGGCGCACCCAGAGGACCUCGUCAAGGUCGUCCCCAAGCCGCCUGCGCCGACGCGUCUGAGACCCGACGCGACCUACCUGCUGCCCGGCGGCGCUGGCGGGCUCGGGCGGUCCAUCGCCAAGUGGAUGGCCGGGCCGGCGCAGGGCGCCAAGAACCUGGUGUUCCUCUCGCGCAGCGGUGCCGACGCCGCGACGACGCGCGAGCUGCUCGCCGAGCUGGCUGCCGCGGGCGUGCGGGCGACGGCGCUCAAGUGCAACGUCGCCGACGAGGCACAGCUGGUCGCGGCGCUGGCCGAGCUGGCUCGCCUGGGCUUCCCCCGCGUCGCGGGCGUCAUCCAGGGGGCGAUGCAGCUCCGCGACUCGGCCUUUGAGUUCAUGUCGCACGCGCAAUGGGAAGAGUGUCUGGGUCCCAAGGUGCAGGGCACGUGGAACCUGCACAAGCACCUGCCCGCCGACAUGGACUUCUUCGUGAUGCUGGGCAGCGUCGCCGGGCUCGUCGGCAACCGGGGCCAGUCCAACUACGCGGCGGGCAACACGUUCCAGGAUGCGCUCGCUAUACACCGGCGCGCGCGGGGGCUGGCGGCGACGUGCAUUGAUCUGUGCAAUGUCAUGAGCGUCGGCUUUGUCGCCGAGAACCAGGAGACGCUGAAUAAGAACCCGCUGUUCUUCUACGCGCACGACGGCAUCCGCGAGGACGAGUUCCUCAGUCUGGUCGAGUUCCACCUCGACGCCGAGCGGGCGGGCUGCCGGGGCCGGCCCCAGAUCGGCGUCGGCCUGGCGCCGCUGUCCGUGUUCAAGGAGCGCGGGCUGCCCGAGCCGACGUUCAUCAAGUCGCCGCUGUUCCGGCAGCUGCGGUCGGCGAGCGGCGAGUCGGGCGCCGCGGCGGACGCUGCCGCGGGGGCGGAUCAGAACGGCGCCGUCUCGGUGACGCAUGCUCUCAAGUUUGCCGAAAGCCUGGAGGCGGCGGCAGACAUCAUUUGCGACGCGCUGGUGAAGAGGAUCAGCCGCACGAUGCGGAUUUCAGAGCCGGACAUUGACGUCGGCAAGCCGAUUCAUGUCUACGGCGUGGACUCGCUGGUGGCGAUGGAGAUCCGGAACUACCUCGCCAGUGAGUGCGGGUCUGCGAUUGCCGUCCUGGAGAUCAUGGGCAACAAAAGCAUUGAGGUUCUGAGUGGUGAGAUUGCCAAGGGAAGCAAGUUUGUACAAAGUGCGAAGAAAGCAGCCUGA